CCGGUGUGCGCGGCAAUGCGGGGAAAGUGCGGAGAUCAGCAAAUACCCCCCGUGUUCAAACUGAGUGUGUCAGCUGGACAAAAGGCAAAACCGAACUAAGCGAAGAGAGCUGUCCACAUAGCGUGGUGCUGAAACUCCCUCCGACCCACUCUGCGCUGGGAGCUGUCCCUGGGUCUUGCUCCUGAAAACUGCAGCCAGCAACUUUCAGCCAUGGCGUUCAUGGUGAAGACCGUGGUCGGGGGGCAAUUGAAGAAUCUGACCGGAGGACUGGGAGGUGAGGAAAAGGGAGACGGGGAGAAGUCUGACGCCGCAGCUCAAGGCAUGACGAGAGAGGAGUUUGAAGAAUAUCAACGGCAGCUGCUCGAUGAAAAGAUGGAGCGCGAUGCCAGUUUUGCUCAGAAGAAGGCAGAGCGUGCAACAAUGAGGACACACUUACGAGACAAGUACAAGCUCCCGAAGAAUGAAAUAGACGAGAACCAGAUCCAACUGGCUGGUGGCGACGUGGAACUGCCAAAGGAGCUGGCCAAGAUGAUCGAACAGGAUAACGAGGAAGAGGCUGAGAAGGACUCCUUGAUGGGACAGCUCAGCAACAUCCAGAACCUUGACCUUGACAGCUUGAAGGACAAGGCCCAAGCAACUCUGGAAGACUUCAAGCAAACGGCAGAGAAGUGUUGUGUCAUGUGAAACAAAAAGGACAGGGACUGAUUUUCACAAGGUUCACUGCGACUUAAAUCAAAAAUGCAAAUUUGCAGCCUAUUAAACACUGUUUUAAAAAGUAAUGCCCCAGUGAAGGCAACGUGAUAGCUGGUUAGACACAGAUCUGAAGUUGUUUGCGAUGCCUUGGCUGUACCAUGUACGUGCCAGAGAGUGAUUCUUGUCAGCUCUGACUGUUAACUGUUUCUUUUGGUAUUUUAAGAGACUGAAUGUGAUACAGGCUUGGAAUUCUGAAUGUAAGCAUUAACUGGAGAACAGAUGCCUCUCCCAUCCAUAACCCCAAUGAUGGCUCAUCUCAGUAGCAGAAAUGAUCAUCAUUAAAGUUAUAGGCAUGCAAUAAACUUUAUCGAGUUUAGCUAAUUGUGUCCCAGUGUGACCAAGUGAAUGGAAAUUACAGUAACAAUGACACAAAUUCUCUUCCCACUCCAUCUACUUAAAAGAAACCUGAAACAACAACAACUUCUAUUCAUAUGGAGUCUUUAAUACAGCAAAUGGUUCAAGGUGGAUCUCAAGAUGGGCAACAGAAGGAGGUAUUAGAGUCAUAGAGUCAGAAUCAUGGAAUGAUACAGCACGGUCCACCGAAUCCACACCAACCAUCAAGCACCAUGUAUACAGUAGUCCUACCCUAACCCUUUUGCAUCUUCCCCCAUUCCCAUCAACUCCUUCCCAAAUUCUACCUCUCAUCCUCAGGCAAGGGACAAUUUACAGAUGACUGGGAACUCAGUCAAAGAGCAAGGUUUCAGGUAAAUUGGUUUAUUAUUGUCACAUGUAUCAAGGCACAGUAAAAAAAACUUUGAUUUGCAUGCCAUCCAUACUGAUCAUUUCAUCACAGUGCAUUGAGGUAGUACAAGGGAAAACAAUAACAGGGUGCAGAAUAAAGUGUUACAGCUACAGAGAAAGUGCAGUGCAGGCAGACAAUUAGGUGCAAGGUUGUAACGAGGUAGAUUGUGAGGUCAAGAGUACAUCCUAUCAUUCUAGGGGGCUAGUCUUAUCAAUAAUCUCAACACAGUGGGAUGGAAGCUGUCCUUGAGCCUGGUGGUAUGUGCUUUCAGGCUUUUACAUCUUCUGCCCAAUGGGAGAGGGGAGAAGAGAGAAUAUCCGGUGUGGGUGGGGGUCUUUGAUUAUGUUGGCUGCUUUACCGAGGCAGCGAGAAGUAUAGACAAGAGUCCAUGGAGGGGAGGCUGGUUUCCAUGAUGCGCUGGGCUGUGUCCACAACUCUAUGCAGUUUCUUGCGGUCUUGGGCAGAGCAGUUGCCGUACCAAGCCGCGAUGUAUCCGGAUAGGAUGCUUUCUAUGGUGCAUCGAUAAAAAUUUGGUGAUGGUCAAAGGGGACAUGCCAAAUUUCUUUAGCCUCCUGAGGAAGUAGAGGGAGCACCUUAGAGGAUAAACAGGGGGUGGGAAUCCAAAACCUGGGGCCUCGGGAGCUAAAAUUCCUGUGAAUUGCCUUGUUUCAUUUUGCUAUGUCAAAGCUGCUGUAUAAAUGCAAGUUGUUGUUGUUGCUGUGUAAGCCUAGGUAAUGAGCAUUGUUAAAGUGUUUGACCUGAAGAUCGUGUGUUAGAGCUGUUCAAAUCCAAGCCUGAAUCCUCUUGGCAUCACAAAUGACGACGGUUACGGAUGUCCUGGAAUUACAUGAGAGCGAAUAUCAUCUCUCUCUCUCUCUCUCUUGCUCUCUCACUUUCUCUCUCUCUCCUCCCCCCCUCACUUCCCCUCUCUGUCUGUCUGUUUCUCCCACUUUGUCCUUGUCUCCCCCACCUCUCUUUCUCAUCUAUACAAACAGCAUUUCUUUCUCUAUCCAUUUCUCCCUCUUUCUCACCUUUCUCUCUCUCUCCUUUUCCCUCUCUCCCCCUCUCUCCCCCUCUCUCCCCUCCCCUCUCUCCCAUUCCCCCUCUCUCCCCUUUCCCCCUCCCUACCCUCUCUCCCCCCUCUCCCCCUCCACCCCUCUACCCCCCUCUCUACCCCCCUCUCCCUCCCCUCUCUCCCCCUCUCCCCCAUUUCUCUCCCCCUCCCCCUCUCUCCCCCCUCCCUCCCCCUCUCUCCCCCCUCCCUCCCCCUCUCUCCCCCUCUCUCCCCCCUUCUCUCCC
Messenger RNA from Pristis pectinata (smalltooth sawfish), 2794 nucleotides. Its product is annotated as complexin-3-like. The transcript has 4 exons. Gene Ontology annotation, cellular component: SNARE complex; terminal bouton. NCBI's taxonomy places the organism in Eukaryota, Metazoa, Chordata, Chondrichthyes, Rhinopristiformes, Pristidae. Gene Ontology annotation, biological process: neurotransmitter transport; synaptic vesicle exocytosis; regulation of neurotransmitter secretion. The coding region runs from base 211 to 684 and encodes 157 amino acids. The record is from RefSeq and is a predicted model, not a curated record. Gene Ontology annotation, molecular function: syntaxin binding.